GGCGAGCUGUCUGAAGUUAAAAACACUGUCCGUGUUAUUGCUCCCUCUCUGCAACGUGCACUGCCAAUGCAAAUUAUAUUUUUGUAGACCUUUAAUAAUCAAAGAAGAUAUUUUUUGACGGAUCUUCUUAUUUUCCUCAAGGACUGUUUACAUUACCAGCAACCUUACUGCUAGAUUUUAAGUGAAAGCGAGCCUUCAGUUUAAGGCUUUAGGAGGACGGUAAACAAGCGAGUAAUGGCGACUGAGAUUGAAGCAUGGACCACUGGCCCUCAAAACGAUGGUGUGUUCUCGCUCGAGCAGAAGCAGCAUGAGGAGGACAGAUCUUACGGCAGCGAGGAUCUGAAUGAGCUGGAGGUGAACGGGAACUGGACCCCUCAGGAAAAGGCCCUGCACGAGGCCCGGCUGAAAGCUAAGGCUAAGCGGCGCCUGCGUAAGUCAUCGUCCCGUGAUUCCACCCGCGAAUCUCUCUCGGACUCGGUGUCAGGAGAGCCGACUGCUGAUCCACACAGCCCGAAGGGCAAAACUGCUGUAAAUGACCGAAAGUCACGGACCGGAAAAGGCCGGGGACUGCCCAAAAAAGGUGGAGCGGGAGGUAAAGGUGUGUGGGGAGCAGCGGGGAUGGUGUAUGAGGUGGAGGAACUCGACGCUAACGACCCUAACUAUGAUGAAUCUGCACAAGGAGACACGGUGUAUGCCACGGUAGUGCCAGAGCUGGACGAGAGGGAGCUCGAGAAGACCAUCAACCCCAUAGUGCAGGAGUACUUUGAGCACGGAGACACUAAAGAAGUGGAGAUGCUGCUCAAAGAGCUGAACUUGGGUCAUCACAAGUAUGAGUUCUCGUCUCUGGCUGUGUCUCUGUCUCUGGAAGGCAAGGCCAGCCACAGGGAGCUCACAUCUCGUCUGCUCUCGGACCUGUCUGGAAAGGUGCUCUCGGAGAGCGACAUGUCUCGUGCGUUCGACAAAAUGCUGAAAGAGCUGCCAGACCUGAUCCUGGACACACCGGAGGCCCCACAGAUGCUCGGUCAGUUUAUUGCACGAGCCAUUGCUGACCACGCUAUACCCAUGAGCUUCCUCGACUGCUACAAAGGCAAAGUAGAUUGUGACCAUGCCAGAGCUGCGCUGGACCGAGCGUCGGUUCUGCUCUCCAUGAAGAGGGAGAUCAUGCGGCUUGAUAAUGUGUGGGGAGUUGGUGGAGGCCAGAGGCCUGUCAAACAUCUCAUCAAAGAGAUGAACCUGCUGCUGAAGGAGUACCUGGUGUCAGGUGUGCUCUCUGAGGCCGAGCGCUGUCUGCGAGAUCUAGAAGUGCCACACUUUCAUCACGAGCUCGUCUAUGAGGCUGUGGUCAUGGUGCUGGAGUCCACAGGAGACGCAGCGUUACAGAUGAUGGUCAAACUGCUCAAGAUCUUCUGGAAAACUGGCCUAAUCACUCUGGACCAGAUGAACAGGGGCUUCCAGCGUGUUUAUGACGAGCUGCCGGAGAUCAGCCUGGAUGUGCCUCAUGCGCACUCCAUUAUGGAAACCUUUGUGGACCUUUGUUACCAGGAGCAGGUCAUCACGAAGCAGCUGAGAGACUCCUGUCCAACCCGGGGGCGCAAGCGCUUUGUGAGUGAAGGCGACGGAGGGCUCGUGAAGAGCUAGACGGAUCUGGAAUCUGUUCUGACUGUCCUCAUCCUCCGAGAAAACAAGAUCAUCAUGCAGAAGAGCAACAACUGAGAAAUGCUGUUCUCUCCUCUGUUGCAGGCUUUGUUUUCUAAUUGUUUGUGAAUUUAUGCAUGCAGCGUGAGCGCUGCGGCGAAGGAAAGAAAUCAGCAGCUUCCGAUGGCCAUGCAAUACAGUUUGGGUUGAGGGAUUAACAUUGCAUUAUGUUUCCAGCUUCAGUUGUUGAUGUUCACAGGUGUUCACUAGUUAGUGUUCACGGUGGUCUCUCAAUGCAUUUUUUUUUUUUGGCAUGCAAUGCAUAAAAUAUGAGCACCUAACGGAAGGUAUUAAAUAUUGAAUGAAGUGCUUAGUCAAACUCUUGGGCUGAAAUACAACAUUUGAUGGGGUCACGUCUAUUGGUUUUCAUUUUAUUGCAUGCUUAUCUUUAAAUUUGUCUUCUUGUUGCAUAUAGAAAACAUACCCACGUUUACAGAUUUGCACGUUUCUUGCAGAUUCUGCUUGUUUGGUUCUCGGUGCUUAUUCCUGAUUUAUGUCUAUAAUGAAUGACAAGUGCUUCUGGCUAGUUUUGACAUCAAGAAGGGCUUUUGUGUGUUUCAGCAGCCAAAGAAUGGAGGAGAGAGCCUCUCAGAAACCGUAAACUGGAAGGAAAGGACUAAUUUAACCAACAGGGCUUUUGUACAUGCGCUCGGUCUUUCUAUGUUAGUUUAUGGGACACUUUUUCAAAGCAGAAACAUAUUUUUGUCAACCAGCCGUUCCAGCAUUUGACACUAAAAUUCAAUAAAAAUUCAUAUUGCUCAUA
This is a messenger RNA of Sinocyclocheilus rhinocerous, 2458 nucleotides long. RefSeq names its product programmed cell death protein 4-like. NCBI's taxonomy places the organism in Eukaryota, Metazoa, Chordata, Actinopteri, Cypriniformes, Cyprinidae. The transcript has 12 exons. Gene Ontology annotation, cellular component: cytosol; nucleus. The coding region runs from base 235 to 1638 and encodes 467 amino acids. Gene Ontology annotation, biological process: negative regulation of DNA-templated transcription. The record is from RefSeq and is a predicted model, not a curated record.